CUUGAUUCAUUACGGUGGUACUCGGUAUAAAAAGUUUGAGAACCAGUAUUGUGGGCGGUAAUCAGUAGGAACACAACGUGACGAUGAACUCCAAACGUUGGACUGAAUUUGGGUAGGCGUUCGUUUUGUGCGUAAUCACAGUUGUUAAAAUGCCCAUACUUUAAAAAAAUGGACGUACCAUACUGUUGAUAAAGCAUUGAUGACGGUAACCGUUGGACUUUGAGGCAUCAUUACUGUUUAAUUGUGGAGAUCUUCCACUCUACCCAAUUUGCAAUGUUUUAACUGCUGCAGUGUGCUUCAAGACACCAACGACCAUCCACCAGCAACUUUCUUCCCACACUCUGCCUCUUCAUCUCCCCUCUUCCUCCUCCACAUCCUCCUCCUCGUCUUCUUCUUCUCCCCCCAGACAUGAUGGCGUGACAGCUGCUCCUCGUUGUCGCAGGUGAACACGCAAAGCGUAUUUUAGUGCGUGCGGAAAGAUUCGCCGAGGAAGUCGCGUACUACCCCGAGAUCUUCCCUUUUCUCCUCCUACUUUUCCUUCGUCCUAUUGAUCGUCCCGGUGCACGAAGCACACUGGUUGGGUGGUUUUUUUUUGUGUGUGUGUGCAAAAACUAGCUGCGCGCGCUGCGACGCGAGCUAUCAGGGGAGAGAAGAGAGAGAGAAAUAGAGAGAGAGAGAGAUAGAGAGAGAGAACACUGUGCCACUAAAACCCUGGGCGGGAUUCCAUCAUGGUUGCGCAAAGGAGAAGUUAGACUCGAACACUGACUGCGCCUUUGCUGCUUCAGUUUUCUCAUUUGCGGGUUUUUUUUCCCAUCGAAGCUGAUUUUUGUUUUACCGUUUCCAGAUCCCUCUUUUUCCCCUUGUUGUUCUUGUUUUUUUUUUUCUCGAUACACUCUUUUAAACGCGUGGGAUUUAUCGGAAGGCAGUGAAAGCAACCAGCGUGCGUGGCGGAGCAAACGUGAUGCGCAUUGGUCCUUGAAUGCACCUCGGGCGCUCAGGAUCCUCGAAAGGACUCUGGGGGAGCUUUUUCGUGUCGCUAAUCCUCCAGGGGUUGGAUUUGAAUGCUUGUUUCCCCCCACCUCCCGUUUUUGGACAGAUUUAACUGUGACAAUCCCCGACGCGUCUUUUGGGAUCUUUUCAUCAGCUUCCAUCCCUCCACAACCAGGCGUCGAUUUGGAAUACAUUAACUCCCCCCCGUUUACCCGACGCGAUUCGCCCCCACCACCCUUUCAAAAAAAAAAGUGGAGGCAGCCCGGGAGGGAAUCAGGUGCAACUCUUCAUUAGUUUUGACGCCGGCUGCUUUCAAGUAAAGCCUCGUGACUAGGCACCCGGAGCGGAGCGAUAAUCGGGUGGCUCUUUCCUGUUCCAAACAGCCACCGACCGCGACGACAAGUGCCUUCUGGUGGUGAGUGGACAUCACAUCCAGCUGAUCGGGAUACUGAUGUGAUUCUCGCAAUGGACACCAGCGCUUGACUUGUGGAACAGGAACGCGAUUGAGAAUGGAGAGGCUGAUCCUGUGUGUGCUGCUGUGUGGUGCCCUGGUGAAGGGCAACAGUUGUCCUGGCCGCUGCAUCUGCCAGCACCUGUCGCCCACCCUGACGCUCCUCUGCGCCAAGACGGGCCUCCUUUUCGUGCCGCCCACCAUCGACCGCAAGACAGUAGAGCUGCGGCUCACCGACAACUUCAUCACCGUCAUCCGCAGGAAGGACUUCUUCAACAUGACCAGCCUGGUGCACCUCACCUUGUCCCGCAACACCAUUAGCCAGAUUACUCCCGAGGCCUUCUUCAGCCUCCGCUCGCUGCGCGCGCUGCACAUGGACGGAAACCGCCUGAGUGCAAUCAGAAGCGACCAUUUCAAAGGCCUGAACAACCUACGACACCUCAUCCUCGGGAACAACCAGAUCCACCAAGUAGCGGCCACGUCCUUUGACGAGUUUGUUUCCACCAUCGAGGACCUGGAUCUGUCCAACAACAACCUGCGCACCCUGCCUUGGGAAGCCAUAGCCCGGAUGACAAACAUCAACACGCUCACCCUGGACCACAACCUGAUCGACCACAUCGAAGCGGGCACCUUUACCCUGCUCACCAAGCUGGUUCGCCUGGAUAUGACAUCCAACCGGCUGCAGAAGCUGCCGCCCGACAGCCUGUUUCAGCACGCCCAGGUGCUGUCAGACGCAAAGGGUUCCAGCUCAUCCACUCUGGCCGUCAGCUUCGGGGGCAACCCGCUUCACUGCAACUGCGAGCUGCUGUGGCUCCGCCGGCUGACCCGCGAGGAUGAUUUGGAAACUUGCGCCUCCCCGGAACACCUCAUGGACAAGUAUUUCUGGUCCAUACAAGAGGAAGAGUUCAUCUGCGAACCACCACUGAUUACCAAACACCUUGCCACCAAGCCCCACGUGAUGGAAGGGCAGGGGCUCACCCUGAAGUGCAAGGCGGUUGGCGAUCCCGACCCAGAGAUCCACUGGCGUUCGCCCGAUGGCAAGCUGGUGCACAACAACUCCCGCACCAUUCUGUAUGAAAACGGCACCCUUGAUAUUCUCAUCACCACCCUGAAGGACAGCGGCGCGUUCAACUGUGUGGCCUCCAACGCGGCGGGCAUCGCCACUGCCGCCGUGGAGGUCAACAUGAUCCCCCUGCCUCUGUUCGUUAACAACACAGGCCACAUGCGCGAAGACCCAGGCCUGUCUGAUAUCACCACCUCGUCCAAGUCGGCCAAUGACACAAAGCACAAGCAGGGCAGGCGGGUGCUGGUCACCGAGGUGACUUCGUCGUCGGCCGUAAUCCGAUGGCCAUCCGAGCGUCACAUCCCCGGCACCAGAAUGUACCAGGUCCAGUACAACACCACCGUUGACGACACACUGGUGUACAGGAUGAUCCCGCCCACCAACAAAGACUUCCUGAUCAACGACCUGGCGGCCGGGCGCGAGUACGACUUGUGCGUGCUGGCGGUGUACGACGACGGCGUCACGUCGCUGACGGCCACGCGCGUGGUGGGCUGCAUCCAAUUCCACACGGCCAGCGAGGUCAGCCAGUGCCGCUUCAUGCACAGCCAAUUCCUGGGAGGCACCAUGAUCAUAAUCAUCGGCGGCAUCAUCGUGGCAUCCGUCCUGGUGUUCAUCGUCAUCCUUAUGAUCCGCUACAAGGCCUACGUCGGGCCAGAGGAUGCCAAGGACAAGACGGACCCCGGCGUUCGCUCGCAGGCCAACGGCAGCCACCAGCGGCUACAGCACUCGGCCUCGGGUCAGGCUUCGGACGAGGACCAGCGCGACGGGCCCAAGGAGUGCAUGGCGCUGGUUCUAAAGGUGGACCAUGAGACAAAAGAGGACACCGGAGCCUUAGUGGCUGUUGGGGCGCCCUCUGCCGUUCCGAAUGUGGAACUGCCUCCGCCAACCAAGCGAAGGACCAGCCUGCCGCCGGAGGACACGCAGAUGGACACCCAGACAGACAGUACCCUGACGGGCUCCGCUAUGUCGCUGUGCCUGAUGGGCGCUAAUGCCAGCUCUGCCGAGGUGCCGCGCUUCGUGGACAAGAAGGGCGUCUUGUCCAAAGCGGGGUUCCUGGUGCCCAAUGAGCUGGCGCGAACUCGGCACAGGUUCUCCUUCGACGGAGGAGACUACUCCAUAUUUCAGAGCCACAGUUACCCGCGACGGGCCAAGACGAGGUGGCACCGCUCCACCAACCAGCUGGACGCCGAGUCGUCGUCGCCCCUGGCCAACCGCCGGGUGACAUUCAGCAGCACUGAGUGGAUGCUGGAAAGCACCGUGUGAGCGGACACGCCGCUGAACAGACGGACAAAAAAAGAAAAGAAACAUGACAUCAACCCUUCACCCCCAACCGCACACGCCAGAGAUGUUUGUCAGUGAUCCCGUGCAUCAUUUGUUCUUUCUGUUUUCAGUUGGCAAUUGAGAACGGGACUCGCAACUGUUUUCUUUUUCUUUUCUUUUUUUUCUUUUUUUUUUUUUUUGUUAAUCAAUCACACGGGUGGCAAAACCACCCGUCAGGGUACGUUUUAGAUUCUUUCCGACAUUUCGGCCGAAGAGCCUAAAUAUUUGGGAGUCGAGUGGAUCAGUCAAGUCAAGUCAAGUCAACAGUAUUUAUAGAGCACUUUCAAACAGCCAUCGCUGCAUACAAAGUGCUGUACAUGGAGCGAUUUAACAUACACAAUAAACAGUAAGACGAAUCGUAAUAAAGGCGGUAGAAAGCAACAAGCAGUAAAAUCAAGAACAAAUCUAAGUCAUGCUGAGUCGAACGCCAAAGAAUACAAGUGAGUUUCAGGGAUAAGAAGCCGGAGCCACACGCCUCCUCCAUCAACAAACAGUGCAGCUCAGCUUUCUUUUUGUUUUUUGUUUUUUAACUUGUGCAGUGCAACUUGCAGUUGUUCCCUGACUAGAUGGAGCCAAAUUAAGAAGUGCCAUGACAUAGCAUAACAAUUGCCAGUAUUUAAAUUCUAACUGUUGCACUUGUCUGCACUGAGUUUGUCUUUUCUAAAAAGACAAUGUAUGAGCUGUUGAACUUCCCUUUUUUUAAUGUCAUUGAAGCUGUUCGUUUUUUCACAGAAGAUAAGCAAGGGUAUCGUUUGCAUUCGUUUCCUUACUGUACCGGAUGUAGAGCUGCAACAAAUAAUUAUUUCACUUCUGACUUUUUAAUUCACUGUAAUAACUGUGGCCAACCAUCAUGACAAUGUGAAAACAUUGCAGUAAAAAAAAAACUAAAUAAUAGUCACGAUUUCCUUUUUGAAUUCCAAUUGCCAAUUGAAAACAGAAAGAAGGAAGGAUACGCAGAUCGUCAGACCAAGUUGUUUCUUUAAUGCAGCAGUGCCUUAAUUCUCACAAACGGAACAAAAAAAAAGAUGAAAAGGUAUGAAUGGAAGAUGCUGCUCGGCGUCAUUGGGGGAAAAAAAACACCUCUCCGUUAUUUCUUUGAUAAAUUGUUCGUUUAUGACUGUCCGUGUGAGGUUUGUAAGUGUUUCUUCUUUCAUUGUUCAAAAAAAGAGGGGGGAAAGAAGUGCAACUUUAAAAUCAACAGCAAAAAAAAAAAAGACUUGUGCACAGAAGACACGAAGAUACAAGGACAUGUAUCAACACCGGAGUAAUAAUUUAAACGGAUCAGCAACAGAAAAGCCGUAUUUUACACCUUUCUUAACAGUGAAGGGAUUCCUCCUCGCUUCUCAAGGGACUGGAUGGCGUGAAACAGCUCCAGAUGUGACUGGAUAUUAUGAACACUAUCUGGCUGGUCUAGAUCGAAAAAGAUGACAGAUGACUACAAAACCGCAAAAGAUGACCUAUCUAAGUAUAUUCAAACAUUUGAUGUAUGUGUACUAACUAUGUAAAAUAAGGAAGUCAUAAUGUCACAUGACUUUUUACAAAAGCAUUUGGGUGUUGGCUGCAAGUUUUUACAUUAAAAACCUGUCAUCACAUCUCUAUAUGUCAAAUAUGGGUCGAUGUGUCCGUUUUUUUAUUUUUAUUUAUUUUUUUAGGUUCAUGGAGCAUACAUGAAUCUGUGUCAACUAUGGAUUCGUUGGUCAAAACAGUUGUUAAACGUGAAAAAUCUCUCAUAAAAUUUUAAUGAGAGACAUUGAUUUAAAAA
Messenger RNA from Hippocampus zosterae (dwarf seahorse), 5586 nucleotides. RefSeq names its product leucine rich repeat and fibronectin type III domain containing 1 (gene lrfn1). Gene Ontology annotation, molecular function: protein binding. Bases 1500 to 3767 code for a protein of 755 amino acids. The transcript is spliced from 5 exons. Lineage: Eukaryota; Metazoa; Chordata; Actinopteri; Syngnathiformes; Syngnathidae. The record is from RefSeq and is a predicted model, not a curated record.